Pantherophis guttatus is the source of this 6578-nucleotide messenger RNA. RefSeq names its product MYD88 innate immune signal transduction adaptor (gene MYD88). Gene Ontology annotation, cellular component: plasma membrane. Gene Ontology annotation, molecular function: TIR domain binding; Toll-like receptor binding. The record is from RefSeq and is a predicted model, not a curated record. NCBI's taxonomy places the organism in Eukaryota, Metazoa, Chordata, Lepidosauria, Squamata, Colubridae. Gene Ontology annotation, biological process: positive regulation of canonical NF-kappaB signal transduction; Toll signaling pathway; toll-like receptor 4 signaling pathway.
CCAACUCUCUUAUUCUGUUCCGUCCUGUUCUGUUUCUUGCGCUACAGCGCCACUUUCACUCGUUCCCCUCCGGAGAACAUCUCCAACGCGCAGCCAGUCCUUCUCACCUGGCCCCGAGCGAAGGAUGCCGGGUGGUAUAGUUCAUUUACAUCUGGAAGCCUUCGCUCGCUUUCUCCACGCGGGGAAGUGGCCGGACUUCAAGUCCCGUCAAUCCCAGCUCUGCAGCUGCCUUGCUUCCCCAGCUGCGCGAGAGGCGCAGCCCAGAGGCGCCGUGCGCCCAAAACGAAACCGGUUGGGCGGCGACGACUCCGCCUUUGCUUCUGCGCCAUCGGAUGUGUUGCGAAAGCGGCGCAGCCGAGCAACUCUAGCUUGGCCAACCCAAGCAAGACUCAGCCCGAGCCGGCCAUGGCGGGGGAGACUACCAGAUGCAUCGGGGGCGAAGCGGAGACGUCGGAAAGUACCGCGGUGCCGCUGGUGGCUCUGAAUUACUCGGUGCGGCGCCGGCUGGGUCUCUUUCUCGACCCGCGCGCCCCGGUGGCGGCCGACUGGACGACGCUGGCGGAGGAGCUGGGCUAUGAAUACCUGGAGAUCAAGCACUUCGAAGCCCAGCGAAACCCCACCGUUCUCCUGCUGGACGACUGGCAGGCGAAGAGCCCCGGCGGGGCAACGGUGGGCCGCCUCCUGAGUCUGUUGCGCCUCCUGGGGCGCCAAGACAUCCUCACCGACCUGGGACCCAGCAUCGAAGAGAACUGUAAGAAGUAUCUCCAGAGGAAGCAACAGGAAGAAUCGGAGCGACCGGUUCAAGUCCCAGCGGUGGACAGUAGCUUUCCGAGAGCAUCCGAAAUGCAGGGCAUCACCACUCUGGAUGACCCCCUUGGGCGGAGCCCUGAGCUCUUUGACGCCUUCAUCUGUUACUGCCAGAACGACCUUCCUUUUGUGCAGGAGAUGAUCCAGGAACUGGAGCAAGCAGUACAUAAGUUGAAGCUCUGUGUGUUUGAUCGGGAUGUCCUGCCGGGCACUUGCGUGUGGUCCAUCACCAGCGAGCUGAUAGAGAGGAGGUGUCGGAAGAUGGUGGUGGUCAUCUCGGAUGACUAUCUUGACAGUGAGGAGUGUGACUUCCAGACCAAGUUUGCUCUCAGUCUUUCCCCAGGUGCCCGUCUCAAGCGCCUGAUUCCAGUUAAAUGCAAAAGCAUGAAUCAGGAUUUCCCGAGCAUCUUAAGGUUCAUCACCGUCUGUGACUACACAAACCCAGCUACCAAGAAAUGGUUCUGGACCCGGCUGGCCAAAUCUCUGUUGCUCCCAUGAUGCUACGAUGAAAGAACCAAGGGACCAAGAAAAACUUCACGUGAACACUUUUAAACCCAUUGGGAGGAGAAGCACCAAAUACUUUCUCCUACGAGCAUGUUGCCUAUGGGUUCUUGUGAAGGAAGGACCACAAAAACCAUCAUCCUGUGUUACAGAACCGGCAUAGGACCUGUUCUAGUUUCUUGUUUCCGAAAAGGGUAAUCAAAACACACAUACACACGUGCCUCCUCAUCUACCAGUGUACAUAUUUGCCAGCAUCUACCAGGCGCCUUGCCUAUGUGACCUCACAUUUCACCUAGUGCCAUAAAUCAUGGUUUACUUUAACCUUGAUUUCUCGACCAAGUCUUAGUGGGAUCGUUCACACAUAAUACCAAGCCAUGAAGCCCAGUUGAUAGUGUUUAUAAGCAAUGCUAAACCAAUCACGGUUUGUUUUAUUAAAGCCUAAUGCAGGGUACGAACUUUUAGAACUAUUAAAUCAGUGGAACAACUUGCCUGCAGAAGUUGUGAAUGCUCCAACGCUGGAAUUUUUAAAGAAGAGAUUGGACAACCUUUAGUCUGAAAUGGUACAGUUUUUCCUGCCUGAGCAGAGGGUUGGGCUCGAAGACCUCCAAGGUCCCUCCCAACUCCAUAUGCUCUGUUCUUGUGUAGGUAAAUCAGGGUUUAUGGCUUAAGAGUUAUUGUAUGUGCAAACGUAGCCUGCAUAAAUGUUACAAGCAGCCAAUUCUCCCUGUCCCAUUUUCAAAGCAGGGGGACAAGAUGGCCAUAAUUUAAAUCGGCAUGUUGAAUCCCAUAUACUUUGACUUUCAGCUGUGCCUGGAACCCAUGGGUUUCCACAAAACGAGGGUUGCGAAUAUGACAUCAUAUCGCAAAUGAUGCAAACAAUGAGUUUGGAUAAUGAUGAAGAGCUGUGAGCUGUGGUGGCGCAGUGGUUAGAAUGCAGUACUGCAGGCUAAUUCUGCUGGCUGCCAGCAGUUUGAUUUCUCAGCAGCUCAAGGUUGACUCAACCUUCCAUCCUUCCAAGGUCGGUAAAAUGUGGACCCACAUUGUUGUCUCUGCAAACCGCUUAAAAAGAAUACUGUGAAGCGGUGUAUAAGUCUUAAGUGCUAUUCCUAUAAUGAUGACAUGGCAGGUAAUAGUGUCGCUGUGGCUUCUACUAACACCAUUGGUAGUAUGGAUUGUGGUCCUGCUGAAAUCAUGCUUAAUUGUUGGAUCCCUUUAAUUUCAGAAGUAUUUGAGCAUCAUCAAAUUUGGAUCCAGCCCAUAUUUGGAGCAAGAGAAAAAAAAUUUUUUUUUUCAUUCAUCCCCAUCCUCAAACACAUUCAAACCUCAUGUCUCUGUCUAGGAUUGCUACAGUUACAUGUGGACUACAGGUAGUCUUCAAUUUAUGACCACAAUUGACCCCAGAAUUUCUGUUGCUAAGCAAAAGAGUUGUUUUUGCCCCAUUUUACAACCUUUUUUGCCACAGUUGUUAACUGAAUCACUGGAGUUUUUUAAGUUAGUAACACAGUGGUUAAGUGAAUGUCGCUUCCCUUUUGACUUUGUUUUUCGGAAGGCCGCCAAUGGGGAUCACAUGACCCCAGGACAAUGCAGCCAUUAUAAGUAACAUGCCAGUUGCCAAGCAUCUGAAUUUUGAUCAUGUGACCACGGGGAUGCUGCAAUGGCCAUAAAUGUGAAAAAUGUGAAAAAAAUCAAGUCACUUUUUUCAGUGCUGUUUUUUUUUUUUUUUAAUUUGAUUUAUAUGCCGCCCUUCUCCGGAGACUCAGGGCGGCUUACAAUGCGCUAAGCAAUAGCCUUCAUACUUUUGUAUAUUUAUACAAAGUCAGCUUAUUGCCCCCACAAACUGGGUCCUCAUUUAACCUACCUUGGAAAGGAUGGAAGGCUGAGUCAACCUUGAGCCUGGUAAGAUUCGAACCUGAAGAAAUUGCAGGCAGCUGUGUUAAUAACAGGGUGCAUUAAACCACUGUACUACCAAGGCUCUAUUAUAACUUUGUUAUAACUUUGAACAGUCACUAAACAAAUGGUUAUAAGUCGAGGACUACCUGAACCCUUCUACACAUACUAUGCCAGUGAUGGCUAAUCUUUUUGCCAUUGGGUGCCAAAGGCGGGGGUCGCACAGGUGGGGUCGUGUGGGUGUGUGCCCACCCAUAAUUCAAUGCGCCCCACCCCCUUGCACAUGCACACAUGCCCCCCCCCGUGCUCCCCCUGCUUUUGGCACGCGAUGGCAUGGUGGGCUCAGUAGGCCCGUUUUUCGCCCUCCCCAGGCUCCAGAGGCUCCGGAAGUUGGCUAACCGGCCAUUUCCAGCCUCCAGAGGGCCUCUGGUGGAGUGGGGAAGGCCGUUUCCGCCCUCCCCAGCUUCUGGAGCCUGGGGAGAGUGAGAAGCAGGCCUUCCUCACCCUCCAGAGGCCAGAAACAGUCUGUUUCCCGACUUCCGGUGGGCCCAGAAGGCCUGAAAAUCAGCUGGCUGGCGCGCACAUGCACCGUGCAGCUGAACUAGGGCAAUGCUUGUGUGCCCACUUAUAUGGCUCCGCGUGCCACCUGUGGCACGCGUGCCAUAGGUUUGCCAUCAUGGUACUAGGCCGUGAAUAAUAAAGUCCCUGCAAUCUUUGGGUGGAGAUGGUAAUUACAUUAGAAAGUUGAACGUAAAACAUUAAUUUUGGUGUGUUUGGCCACUGUUGCCAUAUGUCUGGAGGGGUGUGCGUGCUUUUUGUCUUUAUGAUGAAGUCAUUUAAGGGGACACUAAUCAAUAAUAAGAGUUUUGCCUGUGUACAAUUAAAUUUUCAAUUUUUAUCUGUCUCUCCAGGGGUGUGUGCAGGAUGGUCAAAAUAGUCAAGAUGGCCGGUGUGACGAUGUAGUCGAAGCUCCACCCAUUUUUUAAGUGCACUUAGAAUGUCAGCCAUGUUGACUUUUUUUCGACCACAGCUUGCAAACCACUCACUAUCUAUCUCAGGACCCUCAAGUGUCACGCCAAGCUUCAGCCUUAGGAUAUGUGACAUUUAGAAAUACUAUUUUGUGUGUGCGGCAUUUUAAUAGUUUUACUUCAGGGAUUAACAGCGCUUUUGUACGAUUAUAGUUAAUUCAUAUUAUUCAUUUCUGAGCUGGCAUGAUCUAUUUCUCCUGUUCACUUUCAUAGGCUGGUUUUUGGUUUCAGAUAUUUUAACCAUUUGCCCUCCUGCUCUCCCUUUUAGAUUAUUGUUUCAUAGCACUGGCCGAUGUAUUUUAAUUCUGAACUGCACUUAAUUCUAUAGUAGAGAUAGGGCACUGUGGACCCCUUUAUGACUUGUGGACUUCAACUCCCAGAAUUCCUGAGCCAGAUUUAGGAAUUCUGGGAGUUGAAGUCCACAAGUCAUAAAGGGGCCAUCGUUUCUCACCCCUGUUCUAGAUAAUCAAAGCCUCUUUUUUAUAUGGUGUCUACAAAAUAAUGAAAGAAAGAAGAAGUUUCUUAUUAUUGGGGGUUGUUCUCCCUCAGUUUGAUUUGUAGUUGAUUACAGAUGUUUAAAGUAAUCCAGUUCUCAAUUGUUUUGGAUUGGUUUCCCCCCCCCCCUUUUUUUUUUUUUGCCAGAGAGUAGGGGGAAGUGGAGAUUUAAUCUGAUUCGAAUGAAGGCAGAUCUAAUCAUGCUGUCCGCAGUAAGAUUCAAAACAGAGAAACUGUACUUUGAAAUUAGCACUUUCUGAAAGAAACUGAGCAAAAAACGUCUAUAUUGCUGGAAAUAACAAAAAAAAAAAGACAUUAACAAAAGACUAUUUAUCUUACAGUCACUUAAAGUGCAUACAAUUUUUUAAUGUUGAUUUUAAACAAAAGUGUACAGGGAUGUUGCAAACGGGAAUUUAAAAUGAAUAUAAAACUGGGUAAAUGAGAAACUGAUGAUUUGUGGGGGGUGGGGUAUUUUUUCACUUUAAAUUCAAGGAUGGUCACAAACAAUGUGCCAAUACAGGGUAAUAAUUAACCUAGGUUUACUGAGAAUCUGGAUUUAUUUAUGUUUGGAUUAUCAUGUGUUGGAAACAAAUUUUUGUAUUUUACUGUGUGUUGUGGAAACUAAUAUUGCUAUACAGGUAGUCCUUGAUUUACAACCACAAUUGGGAUCAGAAUUUCCAUUGCUAACCAAGGCAGUGGGUUGCACCUGAUUGUAGGAUCUUUUUGGCCAUGUUUGUAAAGCAAAUCACAGCACUUAUUAAGUAAAUCAUCUGGUCUUUAAGCAAAUACAGUUUUCCCCAUUAAUUUUCCUUUUUGGUGGAACAGCUUCCCUCCAGAAGUAGUUGGUGCUCCAACAUUGGAAGUUUUUCAGAAGAGAUUGGACAACCGUUUGCCUGAAAUGGUAUAGGGUUUCCUGCCUGAGCAGGGGGUUAGACUAGAAGACCUCCAAGGUCCCUUCCAACUCUGUUAUUCUGUUAUUAUUGGAAUCUGGCUGGGAAGGUCACAAUUGGCAAUUACAUGAGCCCUGGAUGUUGCAGCCAUCAUAAAUACUUAUUGGUUGCCAAGCACUUGAAUUGGAUCAUGUGAUGAUGCGGAUACUGUGAGAGUUGUAAGUGCAAGGACUGGUCAUAAGUCACUCUUUUCAGUGCCUUUGUGGCUUUGAAUGGACACUAAAACAAAUGGUUGUCAGCUGAGGACUACCUGUAAGGCACAUUUGGUUAUGUAAAUGUAAAAGAUUUCAAAAUCUUCCCUUCAAAUUCAGGACAGGUUGCCUGAAAAUGAGAAAGAAAAGCCAUUUGCAAAAGAAAAGGGAGUGGUGUUUUGUUUUUUUUUAAAACAACAACAACAUUUGUAAUGAAAUAGAUUGGAAAUACGACAUCUAAAUUCGCCAUUUGCAUUUCUCCAAAGGAUGUUUCAUAUCUUGCCUCCAGAAGUUUUAGAUGUUCCAGCACUGGAAGUUUUUAAGAAGAGAUUGGAUCAACCAUUUGAAAUGGUACAGAGUUUCCUGCCUGAGCAGGGGGUUGGACUAGAAGACCUCCGAGGUCCCUUCCCUUCUCUGUUUUUCUGUUAACUUCAUAAAAUUUCAACCAACUUAUUUCGUGAUAAUGCUUAUCUGUUCUUAAAAAAAAAAAAAAACACUUGCAAAUGGGAAGAUUCUGUUUGUUCAACUUCCUUAUAAAUCUGGACCAAGAUCAAAAUUGCAUUUGUAAACUCUUUGUUCUGUGUAUUUUCCAUGUUUACUGUUUCAAUUUUCUGGGGUUCUUUUUAAAAUGGUGUUUUUUGGCUGUUGAACAAUGUUCUGAGCACAUUUGGGAUAGAAAAAUCUUUUUAAUAAUUAUAUUUAAGUAUUGACUACCCUGA